Hibiscus syriacus is the source of this 1284-nucleotide messenger RNA. RefSeq names its product protein LYK2-like. The record is from RefSeq and is a predicted model, not a curated record. Lineage: Eukaryota; Viridiplantae; Streptophyta; Magnoliopsida; Malvales; Malvaceae. Gene Ontology annotation, biological process: protein phosphorylation. The transcript has a single exon. The coding region runs from base 1 to 1284 and encodes 427 amino acids. Gene Ontology annotation, molecular function: protein kinase activity; ATP binding.
AUGGCGAUGUAUAAAUAUAAUAAUAUUUUUGGUUUAAGUGCAAGGAUGUGGGAUGUUAGAGUUUAUAUUGCUUUAAGUGCAGCUGUAUUCGGAGCUAUCGUUGCUCUCGCAGCGGCGGUUGUCUUCAUGAUCCGAUCGAAGAGGAAGAAGAACCAAAACUCGAGCAAUUAUGCAGAUAUGGAACUGCAACAACUUAGUUUCAGUGUAAGGACAGCAGCAAGUGAUAAGAAAACCUCUUUUGAAGGUUCCCGGGAAGCUCUUGAUGUUCAUCUUGUGUCCCGAAAGACGCUGAUGGUCGAGUCGUAUGCCAUCGAAGACCUGAUGAAAGCUACCGAGGAUUUCAAUCCGAGUAAUCAGAUUGACGGAAACGUGUAUCACGGUUGUCUCAAUGGGAAAAACAUGGCAAUAAGGUGUGUAAAAACAGAACAUGUUUCGAAUAUUGAGAUUAAACUGUUGAAUGAUGCAACUCACCAGCAUCCGAACAUAAUUAGACUGCUGGGAACCUGUGUAACCGAGGGUUCGAAUUCGUUUUUAGUAUUCGAAUACGCGAAAAAUGGUUCGUUGAAAGACUGGUUGCAUGGUGGAUUGGCGAUGAAGAACCAGUUCAUAGCUUCUUGUUAUUGUUUCUUGACAUGGAAGCAAAGGUUGAGGAUCAUUCUUGAUGUAGCAGUGGCAUUACAAUACAUGCACCAGAUUAUGAAUCCAAGCUACGUUCAUAGAAACAUCAAGAGCAAACACAUCUUCCUGGAUGAAGAUUUCAAUGCAAAGAUUUCGAAUUUCGGGGUCGAAAACUGUGUCAAAAAUGAAACCGAGUGUCCAGAUGUUUCAACUAAUCCAGCCACUUGGGACCUUGGUUAUUUAGCUCCUGAGUAUCUUCAUCAAGGUGUGGUUUCACCGGCCAUCGACAUUUUUGCUUAUGGCGUGGUUUUGCUUGAGAUUCUUUCUGGGAAAACACCCAUAGCCAGACCAGAAGAGAAGGGGGUAAAUAAUGUUUGGCUGUCUGAGAAGAUCAAGGACAUUUUGGUGUCGGAAAAUGGAGAUGAGAUACGGCAGUGGAUGGACAGUGCGUUAGGCGAUAAUUACUCGUUUGAUACAGCUUUGACAUUGGCAAAUCUUGCCAGAGCUUGCACGGAAGAGGACCCUUCUUCAAGACCCGUUGCCGGAGAGAUCGUUGAGAAGUUGUCGAGAUUGAUGGAUGAAUCUCCAGAAGAUGAACAUAUGUUGAUCUCUGAAAGCUCUUGCAAACCUCUGGUAAAUUCAUCAACAAACAAAACCUCUGAAUAA